GCGAAAACAAUCUAAAAUGAAAGUCGUGGCAGCAAUUUUACAUUUACACGGUUUUAUAGUAAUACAUUCCUCAGGACAAUUAAUUACUUCAUCUUCAAAUUUCAUCAAACAAGGGCAUGUUUCCGAUACCAAAGAUCUAUGUGUUUUCUCUGUCCACACCCUGGAAAUCAAGUCUCUUGGGGAGUGUGCAUUGUAUUGUGGAAUGAAUCUUCUUUGUAACGCUUUUGAUUUUUGCCAUUUUGAAGGUUCCUUAAUUUGUCGACUACGCUAUGGACAUGCUAAACUUUCAAACACCACUACACAAUGUGAACUUUACGAAAUCACAACGAACAAAUACUGCCCCAAUGGAUUCUUCUUAAGAGCUCAUGGAAUAUGCAAGGACGAUAAUCUUGCACUGCACAGUCCAACAACAAUGAGUUCGGUGUAUGCCGAUCCAGUAUAUGCAUACCAGCGCCUUGGUAACGGUAGCCUCGCAGUGAAUGGAGAAGUACGUCCAGAUGAUACCGAGUGUGCAGUAACAAAUGAAGAUCUCUAUCCAUUUUUAACAAUUGAUCUUUUGGACAGAUUUCAUGUUGGGCGUGUUGUUUUCACUAAUAGAAAAACUUCAGAAUUUAGAUUGCAUGACCUGAAUGUAACAGUUGGGACGGACGGUUCAAACUUCGGUUGUUUCUGCGGAUUUUUUAAAGGACCGGGAACAUCGCAUCAGGUAGUGAACAUGACAUGCCAAGAAACGUGUAGAGGGCGCUAUGUUCGUCUUCAGAUUGUUUCCGGUCGUGAGUUUCUUCAGCUCUGUGAGGUAGAGGUCUACAGUAUAUGCGAAUGAAUACAAACAUUUACAUGACAUUUAUUGUUAACAGGCACUUAGUAUCGUUUUUAGAAACUCGUCCAAAUAAAUUGACAAACAAACAAAAAUCUAAUCUUAUCCUGUGGGUGGUGGGGAGAGGGUGUUACUAUAUCUGUAACUUCAACCUUUUAUUCAAUUCCUUAUUUUCACUUCAAUAUGUCAAUAUUUUUUACAAUAUCCCAAAGAGUGGUAAAGGAGGGGGAGGGCUCCACGGUCACUUACUUUCUCAAAUGUAAAUUAAAUUAAACAUUUUAUAAAGAUAGCUUAUCGAUUGCCUUAAGAUCCAUUAUCUAUGUACUAUUUUGUUUGGAACAUAAAGCAACGGGAAUACUCGAUAUAUAUACACUGUACUAACUAACGUAGGUAUUGAGGUCAUAUUUGUAGAAAAUUGUAUUAUGAUAUUCAUAUUGUCGAUUAUAUGAUAAAACACUUUGUGUUUAUUAUAAAUUUGGAAAAAAGUAUCAUUCCAUCGUGUGAUUUUUAAGCGGAAUGUAAUCCAUUGACUUCAAUGAAACAGUUAAUUUUUUUCAAUGUUUGUUUAAAAUAUUUAGUGGUGUAAAAUAUCAUGCCCAAGUACAUAUUCUGACAAAUAGUUAUUGAUAAUAAAGUUAAAAAUGCAUAUUUAUUUUUGAUUGACUAGUUUGUGAAACACUGAUGCCCCCUCGGAAAUGAAAGAGACCUGUUGAACUUAAAAUCAGUAGGGAUUAUCUACCGGUACUAUAUGAGAUGCAUCAAUAUAUCAAGUUUGAAAUGUCUAAGUUUACUUAGAAUGUGCUGGACUUAAAAUGGAACUUCAGAAAUUGAUUUUUUCAUGUAAAAGUAGAUGCUGGCACGACAAGAACCUAAAUCUCUAUCUACACUAAUUGGUAUUAUCACAGUCUUGGAUUUUAAGAAAUAUAGUUUCAUACGUUUGUUUUGCAUGAUUGUUAUUUCGAAGGAUAUAACAUAACUCUUUAAACCCUGAAAAUCUUGUUCUUUAAUCCUUCCAAACUCGGAUUAUCAACGGGACUAACCCCUAGAUAGUCCCGUUUCAAUAAGAAGACGAUGG
Magallana angulata is the source of this 1892-nucleotide messenger RNA. RefSeq lists its product as uncharacterized. The record is from RefSeq and is a predicted model, not a curated record. The transcript is spliced from 4 exons. The coding region runs from base 17 to 823 and encodes 268 amino acids. NCBI's taxonomy places the organism in Eukaryota, Metazoa, Mollusca, Bivalvia, Ostreida, Ostreidae.